AUGAAUACGGUCAACGAAGCUGAUGUAGAAGAUGCAGUUCUUCACAUUAAUUUUGUUAAUGUCUUUGUUCCUAUUCAGAAUUGUUUUUCCUAUAGAACUUUGCUGUUCGAUCCACAAACAAAUCUCAUAAAGCGCUUUUUACUUAAAAAUAUUAAAAUUAUACUUCGUUUUUUAGAAGAUGAUGACGAGGGGAGAGUAAUUAGAGUUGCUGGUAUUAAGAAUAAACUUUACAUGAAAACUGACAAAAAUGAGAAAAUAAUUGAUGAAGGACAACUAUUGAAAACGUUCGAUACAGUUAUUCAAAAAGCAAAGUUUAGAUAUGAACUAAUUAAACCGAUAUCACCAAAGUUUGGGUCAAAAUCAUCAAAAACUGGGAAUUGGACUGGAGUAUUGGAACAAAUCGUUAAUAAAAAAGCUGAUAUUGCAUUCAUUACUGUCUUCUUAUCAUUCACUAAUUUCCAACAUAUGCAGUUUUCUUCUCAUGUUGUAUUCGUAAAAAUGAUAUUCAUCGUGAAGAAACCAGAAAAAUUAUCAAAUUGGACAUCAUUGAUUAAACCGUUUCAACUCGAAUUGUGGCUAGUUACAUUUAUAACACUAAUUUUAUGCGGUUACAUUUUACAUAAAGUAUUACAAGAAGAUGCCAUUUUUGAGGAAACUGAACCGACGUGGAGUAGAAUGAAUGUAUUCUGGUAUCUCUUUGGUACAUUUGCAAAUACAGGUGGAAAUUUGGGAGCAGUUGUUAGAUUUCCAUCCAGAUUAAUUCUUUCUGUCUGGUUAUUAUCUAUAGUAGUGUUGAUAUCCAGUUAUAGUGGAACACUCAUGUCUUUUAUGACUUGUCCAACAUUUGAAAAAGUACCACGAACUGUAGAAGAAUUAGCAGAUGCUGUACAGAAAGGAGAAUUUUCAUGUGGAUGCAUGAAGCAAAACUCUUUUCAUGGAUUUCUCUUAAAAACAAAGUCAAAAUCUACUGUAUCAUUAGGACAUCACAUAAAAGAUAACGAUAAUCGUUUACCUGUCGACGAGGGAAUCAGAAAGGUUCUAGAAGGUCGCUUUGCAUACAUCUUGGACGAAUUUGGAAUUAACCAAGUGAUGAAGAAAUAUGGAUAUCAAAAUUUUCUCUUAUCUUCCGACUCAUUUGAAACAUUCACAAAGGCAUACGCAUUCCGAAAAGGUUUUCCAUACGUAAAGAAUUUCAAUAACAUAAUAUCUCGCAUGUUCGAUGCCGGCUUGACGAAUAAAGAUUUUGGUUUAGAAACUGUUAGUAAAGUCGCUGAUAAGAAUGGAAUACGGCCAUUAAUGCUAAACGAUAUCUUGAGUCCUCUGGCUCUACUAUUUAUGGGUUACGAAGGAGGAGAAAAGGAUCACGACAGAACAAUGGUUAAAUUUAUGCAUGAAGAUAUGGAGGAUCUUGAAAUUAAUAGGAAUAUAGCAAAGAAAGGGAGUAAAGUGGAAGAAAGCCAUCUACAACAGAAAUUCCACGAGAGUGUGACAAAUAAGAAACCGUGA
Centruroides sculpturatus (bark scorpion) is the source of this 1506-nucleotide messenger RNA. RefSeq names its product glutamate receptor ionotropic, delta-2-like. The record is from RefSeq and is a predicted model, not a curated record. The coding region runs from base 1 to 1506 and encodes 501 amino acids. Lineage: Eukaryota; Metazoa; Arthropoda; Arachnida; Scorpiones; Buthidae. Gene Ontology annotation, molecular function: glutamate-gated receptor activity. Gene Ontology annotation, cellular component: membrane. The transcript has 10 exons.